This is a messenger RNA of Tupaia belangeri chinensis (Chinese tree shrew), 2088 nucleotides long. It is a transcript of the gene FBXO25, whose product is annotated as F-box protein 25. Gene Ontology annotation, molecular function: protein binding. Bases 136 to 1239 code for a protein of 367 amino acids. The record is from RefSeq and is a predicted model, not a curated record. The transcript is spliced from 11 exons. Lineage: Eukaryota; Metazoa; Chordata; Mammalia; Scandentia; Tupaiidae. Gene Ontology annotation, cellular component: nucleus; cytoplasm; SCF ubiquitin ligase complex. Gene Ontology annotation, biological process: protein ubiquitination.
GCCCGCCCCGCUUCCCUCGAGGGUGUUGGGGGACUCCUGUCUCCGACCCUGCGGCCUCUCGGUCCUGGCCUCUAGUUCUCGUCCGCCGCCUGUUCUUGCACGCCUUUCCCCGGUGGACACCUGCCCGGGAGAACUAUGCCAUUUUUGGGUCAAGACUGGAGAUCUCCUGGAUGGAGUUGGAUUAAAACAGAAGAUGGCUGGAAAAGAUGUGAAUCCUGUAGUCAGGAACUUGAAAGAGAAGACAGCCAGUGUAACAUCAGUCACAACAUUAUCUUAAACAGUGAAGAUGAAGAAAUAUUCAGUAAUGAAGAACAUGACUAUGCAUCCAAAAAAAGGAAAAAGGACCACUUUGGAAAUGACACAAACACGCAAAGUUUUUAUCGUGAAAAAUGGAUCUAUGUCCAUAAAGAAAGCACAAAAGAAAGGCAUGGCUAUUGUACCUUGGGGGAAGCCUUUAAUCGAUUAGAUUUCUCAAGUGCAAUUCAGGAUAUCCGAAGGUUCAAUUAUGUGGUCAAACUAUUGCAGCUAAUUGCAAAAUCCCAGUUAACGUCAUUGAGUGGUGUGGCACAAAAGAAUUACUUCAACAUUUUGGAUAAAAUUGUUCAAAAGGUUCUUGAUGACCACCAAAAUCCCCGCCUCAUCAAAGAUCUUCUCCAAGACCUAAGCUCUACCCUCUGCAUUCUUAUUAGAGGAGUGGGGAAGUCCGUGUUGGUGGGAAACAUCAAUAUUUGGAUUUGCCGACUAGAAACUAUUCUUACCUGGCAACAGCAGUUACAGAAUCUUCAGAUGACUAAGCAAGUGAACAAUGGCCUCACACUCAGCGACCUUCCUUUGCACAUGCUGAACAACAUCUUGUACCGCUUCUCAGAUGGGUGGGACAUCAUAACUCUCGGCCAAGUGACCCCCACGCUGUAUAUGCUCAGUGAAGACAGACAGCUGUGGAAGAAACUGUGUCAGUACCAUUUUGCUGAAAAGCAGUUUUGCAGACAUUUGAUCCUUUCAGAAAAAGGUCACAUCGAAUGGAAAAUGAUGUAUUUUGCACUUCAGAAAUAUUACCCGACUAAAGAACAGUAUGGAGACACUUUACAUUUUUGUCGGCAUUGCAGCAUUCUCUUUUGGAAGGACUACCAUCUUGCUUUAUUAUUCAAGGACUCAGGACACCCCUGCACUGCAGCGGACCCCGACAGCUGCUUUACUCCAGUGUCUCCACAGCACUUCAUUGAUCUCUUCAAAUUUUAAAAGCAGCCCUCGUUUGGGCUGUCCCUGUCGUCUGAGGUUGUACAUCGUACUGUUUGUGCAAUAGCUGGUAGUAAAUGUUCUUUGUGACCAAAAGCAAUGACGAGGGUGGCGACUGGAGGAUCCCAUGAGGCCCAUGCUUCCAGAAAGAACGUGAAAAUUGUCCUUCAGUGGCUAAAGGCUAGGAAUGGACUCUUGUAUAUUUUCUCUUUGAAGAAGGGCAGAAGAUCCAAGCAAAUCAUUUCUACUUUCUUUAAAACUUUUCUUCUAAGCAUAUUACGAUUUGAAAUUUUGCAUUUUUAUAUAUAUAUAUAUGGUUCUAAAAGGAUUUUGUAUUUUCAGCCCCACUUUCUGUGCCAAACUGACACCAAUGGCCAAAAAUAUGCUUAACUGUCCAAUUAUAGUUUCCCAAUUUUCUAGCAGUUGGGGGUGGGGACAAAGCAAUUCAUUGAUUGUUGUAAAUACAUUGUGCAGAGUAUUUAUUUUUUCUUUAAAUGUACUUUAGCAACUGCAUUGGCUGUGCCCAAAUGAGUACUCUUCGAAUGCAGAAUGAACCCAGGGAAUGCCAGCCAUACUGCCUCUUGGUGUGUAUUGGUACAGUUGUGAAUUGUGCAGACUGUGUAGCCUCACGAUGCUGUGGUAGUCUGUGCUCCUGGAUGCCCCAGGUGGGUCCUGGUAGGGCACUCCUGCUCCAGGUGUCAAGUCUGUGUAGCCACCCCUGACCUGCGGCGGGACCAAGCUCAGGCUUGUCAAGACUUAGUCCGCAACAGCCAUUGUAGUCCAAACUUCACUUGUGUUAAAGCUACUUUUAUAGACAAAGUAAUAAUAAAUCAUGUUGACCUAUUGAUUUAA